AUGAUGUUGGCAAGGGGCUWUGAUUCUCGAUGGGUGGAUUUAGUUAUGGAGUGCAUUACGUCCUACUCCUUUUUGGUACUUAUAAACGACAAGGCUAAAGGCAACAUAAUUCCACAAAGAGGGUUAAGGCAAGGGGGCCMUUUAUCCCUCUACCUUAUCCUUAUUUGUGCAGAGGGACUUUCUCCGACUAUCCAAAUAGCACAUGAAUCAAGCAGGAUUCAGGCUACGAUUCCUGAGCUCUAUGCUUUAAAGAUAAUCCUACUUGAUUAUGAAAAGGCAUCUGGACAGAAGGUUAACUUCGAUAAAUCAGCCUUGUGGUUUUCUACAAAUGUUGGGGAUUAUUUCAAAAAUUAUAUGACAUCUAUUUCGGGAAUGAAGCUGGUCCCUCAUUUAAGGGAUUAUCUGGGCCUCCCAUCGAGCCUUUCGCAUAGUGAAAGCAGUGAUUUUAUGAAGAUCAAAGAUGGAGUUUAG
Molecule: messenger RNA, 471 nt
Organism: Momordica charantia (bitter melon)
Lineage: Eukaryota; Viridiplantae; Streptophyta; Magnoliopsida; Cucurbitales; Cucurbitaceae
Source: RefSeq, a predicted model, not a curated record